This is a messenger RNA of Closterium sp. Yama58-4, 495 nucleotides long. The record is from the annotation of a GenBank genome assembly. Lineage: Eukaryota; Viridiplantae; Streptophyta; Zygnematophyceae; Desmidiales; Closteriaceae.
AUGAACCAGAAGCCUUCAGAGGAGCAACCGCCCUUCAUCAGCCUUCUAUGCUUCAAGGCUGGCAGCAGAGAACCGGUUCCAGGACUUGUGAAGGUUGAAAGUAUCAAAACCCCCACAGAGUCAACCCCCCGGUUAAGGUCUGGUACAGGUCAAGGUUUUGGUAAGGUCCCCUUCAGGUUUUGGUUAAGGUUAUGUCUGACGGUGUCCCCCAUGCAUCAGAAGCCUUCAGAGGAGCAACCGCCCUUCAUCAGCCUUCUAUGCUUCAAGGCGGGCAGCAGAGGACCGGCUCCAGGACUUGUGAAGGUUUUACUCAAGGCUUUGUGCUACGCUGCAGUUGGUGUCUGGGGAGCCCUGCACAGCUUAUCUCCUAGGCGGGGUGAACGUACCUGCCAACAGCACCUGGCAGGUGCCUCCGCUCUCUCCACCACCUGUUGCUUCACCAUGGAAGCACCAUGGCCUGCUGGAGCACCUCAAUCCUCAACCAUGUUAAGAUAA